AUGGCAGCUCCGUCCGGCUCGGCGCGCACGGGAAUUCUGGGCCUGGAUCAUCUCCCCUCAGCCCUAAUGGCAACGAUCAUGACAAAGCUCGACAUCCCUUCCAUCCUAUCACUGGCUUCCACGUGUACGGCCUGCCGCUCCUGCGCUGCCGAAAUCCUCUCAUUUCUCCCCAAUUUCCAUCUGCCUGAUAUUGCGCCUUCAAUUGAUUUAUUGGGGCCGCUGCUUCCGCACUGCAACCCCUACUUACGUAGCUUGAAGGUGGACUGCACUCGCCUCGAUGAUUCGUCGUUGGAUUCCCUCCUCCACCCUUCGCUGCAGGAGCUCUACCUCCGGAAUUGCACGGAGUUCAGCGGCAGGCUUUUAUCCGAGCUAGGCCGCACUUGCAGGGAUCUUAGGUUUCUGUAUUUAAGUUCAGUGGCAGAGAAGAGGGGAAGAUCAGUUGAUGUAUUGCAUCUAGAGGAAAUGCUUAGUGGUUGCACUCAAUUGGAAACAUUGAUCCUGAUGUUUGAUGUCUCCGUAUUUCUGCGCCAUAGUUUUGCUCGUGUGUGGGCUCUGGCCUCACCAAAACUCAUUUCUCUUGAGAUCGAGUAUAUUUCUUCAGUAAUGAUGACGGAACUGCUUAGUAUGCUUCCCAAGUUGAAGACUCUACUUCUUGACGGCUGUGAUUUAACUGAUGCAGGUUUAUCCUACUUAAGCAAAGGUGUGAUGAAUCACCUGGUUUCGUUGUCUGUGAGAGGAUGCAGGAGACUCACUGACAGAUGCAUCUCUUCUCUUUUUGAUGGGAAUUCUAACCCAGAAUUAAGAGAAUUGGAUCUAUCAAAUCUUCCAAAUAUAUCUGACGCUGCUGUCCUGUUACUAGCAAGAAGCCGCAUCCUAAUAUCCGAGCUGCGGAUGAGACAAUGCCCCCUCAUUGGUGACACUUCUAUCAUGGCACUAGCCUCGAUGCAGGUUGAUGAGAACACUUGGUGUGGAAGUAGCUUGAGGUUGUUGGAUAUCUAUAACUGUGGGGGCAUCACUCAACUUGCAUUCCGGUGGUUGAAGAAGCCGUAUUUCCCUAGAUUGAGAUGGUUGGGGGUGACGGGAUCCAUGAACAGGGAUGUAGUUGAGGCUCUGGCAAGAAGCAGGCCGUAUAUGCACGUUACUACGCAGGGUGAGGAACUAGGGACAGAACAGUGGGAGGAUGCUCAUUUGCAAGACUACGACGAUGUGGACGAGUUUGAGGAGUGGCUUUUAGGAGGA
This is a messenger RNA of Salvia splendens (bonfire salvia), 1239 nucleotides long. Its product is annotated as F-box/LRR-repeat protein 10. NCBI's taxonomy places the organism in Eukaryota, Viridiplantae, Streptophyta, Magnoliopsida, Lamiales, Lamiaceae. The transcript has 5 exons. The annotation marks the transcript as partial. Gene Ontology annotation, biological process: SCF-dependent proteasomal ubiquitin-dependent protein catabolic process. Gene Ontology annotation, molecular function: protein binding. The record is from RefSeq and is a predicted model, not a curated record. Gene Ontology annotation, cellular component: SCF ubiquitin ligase complex.